AUGGCGGCGGCUGCUACUGCGCGAUUGAUUCGCGGUCCUCCGCCUUCUCCACCUCAUUCGACUGAUGGAGACCCAGCUGCUGAGUCCCAUCCAGAGUCGUAUGGCAUAUAUCAUCACCCCUCAUUGUAUAGCGGCCGCAGUGCCAGCUUAAUAGCUGAAAAAAAAAAAAAAAUUCUAUUCGCCAUAUUCUUGACUAACAGAUUUCUACUGCAGUAUGCGCCAACCAGUGAUUAUUCCCACAGUGUACCCCUGCAAAAUUCGAUGAUGCCCAAGGGCCUUCAGGUCAACACGCCACCCGCCUCUGAUGACAGCCUUGUCUCCGGGAGCCUAGAUUCCUCAGCAAGGUGGUCAUCACCCUCAUCCCAGAAGCAAAUUUCCAGUAAGGCGAGAGUAGCCAGGUCUCCAAGAGUCCGAAGGAGAGCAAAGAAAACCAAGGACAGAGGGUCAAGACCAAAUCUACCAGGUCCAUUGAGCGAAAUCACAAAACAUAUGACCCACAUUCCCAUCAGGGAUAUGGAAAGUUGGGUGCACCGCUCAAUUAGUGUCCGUCAUCAAGAAGUGGCUAAGAAGAAUGGGAAAGUCGCCAGGCCCAUGAACUCGUUUAUGCUUUAUCGCUCUGCAUAUGCAGACCGAACCAAGGAAUGGUUCGCACAAAACAACCACCAGGUGGUAUCCGAGGCGGCGGGCGAUAGUUGGAAACAGGAGCCUCGCGAAGUGCGGGAGAAGUACGAACUCCUGGCCAAUAUUGAGAAGAACAAUCACCUCCAAGCGCACCCUGGAUACAAGUUCACCCCAGCAAAGGACAAGAAAAAGCGACCAUACCCUGACGAUAACCGUUCUUUCCUUGGUGACAAGAAUACCCCCGAAUCCAGCCCAGCUUUACUCCAUGCCACCUUCAGCUCCUCGGAGAUUGACAGCAACGGGUGGGAAAGCAGUCAUUCUACCCCGUUUGAUAUGUUGGAUCACGGGCUGCCUACUGAGAACUAUCUUGCUUCUUCGUGGCCUACUAGCAACCCAGGAGGGCCCCUUUCUAGUAUGAUGCUGGCUUCUGAGCCGUCUCAGUAUAUGUAUCCCUCUUCCAGUCAGGGCCUGAUGGGAUACAGCGUGGAAGAUCCACCACAACUGAAAAAAGUUGAGCUGGAGGAGAUUCAGUACACUUCAUCGACAGCUUUGGCAGGACUGCCUGGAGCAGCACACCAUGACCUCCUCCGACCUCAGCCACAAAUUCCGAUAUCCGAAAGCUGCCCUGGUGGCCAGCUGGACCCCCAGCUGCUGGAGUACACCGGGGGAUCCUCGAAUCCCGCGAGUCAAGUCUAUGCUAGUUCUCACUAUUCUAUGUGGCAGGAGUCACCGACUAGCAACUGCUAUCUUCCUGUCACGACGUCGAUAGCGCCCAGUUCGAUUUCCUACAAUGGUGCAUCCCCCUUCCACCCUGGAAUGCAACCAUGGGAGUCGAGCCAAGAAGCUAGCCUCGACGCCAGUGGCGGCGAAUUCGACAACUGGAUCAACUAACAUUCCGCUGAAUAUUAACAACAGCAUUUCUCUCUCGAAUGCUUGUGAUUACGAUGAUGAAAGUCAUGAACCAAACGCAGCCACUUUUGGGUGGUACAUAAGUUGUCUUUUUUUUUGUUUUUUUGUUUUUUCUUUUUGUUUUUUUGAUUUUGGGCCGGGCCUCUGUUUAAAAAAAACCCUUGUGACUGGAGUUUUCAAGGUGCAAGAAUCUAGCAUGAUGGGAAUUUGGGCGGCAUUUCGUCUCUUGUCUGAAGGUUUAGUGUACGGAACUCCUUUCUCAAUUUGAUAUUUCUGUUUUCUCGCGUUAUUACCCUGUGGCUUGUUCAUUUAGGCGGAUGUCUGUUUGGGUUAAUUUUCAUUUUGUUUGAUAACCCUCGAGGUUUCACCGCAUAGAAUUUCAUCUAUUUCUACAUUGUAACCUAC
Messenger RNA from Aspergillus ochraceoroseus IBT 24754, 1935 nucleotides. Its product is annotated as HMG-box domain-containing protein. Bases 1 to 1512 code for a protein of 503 amino acids. Lineage: Eukaryota; Fungi; Ascomycota; Eurotiomycetes; Eurotiales; Aspergillaceae. Gene Ontology annotation, cellular component: nucleus. Gene Ontology annotation, biological process: regulation of transcription by RNA polymerase II. Gene Ontology annotation, molecular function: DNA-binding transcription factor activity, RNA polymerase II-specific; RNA polymerase II cis-regulatory region sequence-specific DNA binding. The record is from RefSeq and is a predicted model, not a curated record. The transcript has 3 exons.